This is a messenger RNA of Cadophora gregata, 1558 nucleotides long. RefSeq lists its product as uncharacterized. The coding region runs from base 128 to 1558 and encodes 476 amino acids. Lineage: Eukaryota; Fungi; Ascomycota; Leotiomycetes; Helotiales; Ploettnerulaceae. The record is from RefSeq and is a predicted model, not a curated record. The transcript is spliced from 2 exons.
AGCAUGCGAUGGGACUAGAAAGCCCGACAUAUUUCGAAGUUACUACAGCGAUCCGCGGGUAGAGCAUGCGACAUAUCUCCAAUUUUGUUUCGGUAACGGUUUGGACCAUGAAGGCAAUACUGGAGUUAUGCCCAGUGAGGUUGUACGAGUUGUUAUUAAUGAAAUGACAACGCAGUGUCUUACUCAGGGCGAUAUAAAGGUCGAAGAGGACGACACUGCUACCGCAUUCGAAAUCUCGGAAGCAAAAAAUAACGGAGAGCUUGCCAACUAUGCUGGAAUCGACGAAGCCGAUAUGCUCGACGAUGAUUGCGAUGAUGAUCUGGAAGACGAUUACGAUUACGAUUACGAUAACGAUAAUGAUCAGGACGAUGCUUACGAUGAGGAUCUGGAGCCAAAUUCUAUUAGCCCCAAAAUGCUUGAUACGAUGUCCGUUCGAGAUUUUAACAACAUGAAGUUGGCUCAUUAUGGAGAGACGGAAUACAUACAAAAAACUAUGGUCUGUAAAGGUGUAUCUUGGAGGCAUGGCAAAUUUCCAUGCCCUCAUAAUGCUCAACUAUCGAUCGACAAUGCUAUCCUAUACGAGCGAGUACUGAAGCAUAAGUCCUCGACAACUUUGGCGUUGCGCUUGCAGAACCGAUGUCACGACUGUUGCAAAACUGGAAACCGUCUCGGGAGAUGGAGAAGCCUCUCAAAAAUAUCUGCCGAUGGUGUGUUGUUAUGCUCCUGGGCGAAAUGUAUUGAGCCAAGAUGGGAUCUGAAGGUUCGCUGUGAGAAGCACCAUAUGAAGCAUCGUGAAUGGAGACCAUCAGACAGCAAAUCCAAAACCAGUGGCUGGCAAGACCGAGUUAACAACCCUAACCGAAGAAACUCAAACCAACCAGGCUCGAGCAUAACGACCUAUCAGGAAAUGCACGACUUCUUAGCGUCCCGACAUAUCAAAUUACCCAAAGAGUUCCAAGGAUUAAAAAAUUACCUGACUGGCUCUCGUGACGGAAUAUGCCGCUACUUUUAUGUGGACACAGAAUGUGAUAGAGUCGCCGGCCUGCUAUUUGAGAUAGCCAUCUACCGUGCAGACGGCACAUUACUCCUCGACACGAAGAUCAAUCAUAAUUGCACUCAUUGCCAGAUCUUGUGUAAGAGUUCUAGGAAAGGAAAAGGCUUCGCUACAUGGGUCUACGGCAUAACUCAAAAGUCAAUCGAUACCGUCACCGAAGGAAUCACUAUGACCGAAUUAACGUCUAAGCUCAAGGAGAUCGGCAUUAACCAUAAUUCAAUUAUGAUCGAGUGGAGUACCAAUUAUUUCGACUUUCACGCAGUUACGAGUUCCUUAGAGCAUAACGAGGAGGGUGCGAGCAAAUUUCUGCCCAGCAAAGAUCACUGGAUCCGAGCACCAAUUCAUCUGUGGCAAACCCUAGUACCGGGAUCACCUAGUUAUUCCUUAGAGUUGCUCUUUGCAAAGGUCUUCCCAGAUGAGUAUAUAGGACAACAUCACACAGCUAAAGUUGACACAAAUAAACUUAUGCGUAUGGUGGAGAAGGCAAUUUAUAUUUUUGAGUGA